Messenger RNA from Amphibalanus amphitrite, 4031 nucleotides. RefSeq lists its product as uncharacterized. The transcript is spliced from 19 exons. Gene Ontology annotation, biological process: microtubule-based movement. Gene Ontology annotation, molecular function: microtubule motor activity; microtubule binding; ATP binding. The coding region runs from base 204 to 4031 and encodes 1275 amino acids. The record is from RefSeq and is a predicted model, not a curated record. NCBI's taxonomy places the organism in Eukaryota, Metazoa, Arthropoda, Thecostraca, Balanomorpha, Balanidae.
UGGUUUUAAAAGUCUGCGCGGCGGCGAGAGCGGUGAUCGUCGUUGAUACUUGCGAGUUUUUUCGAAAUUUAUUGAGGUUAGACUGGAUUUCCCUGAUAAUGGGGGUUUGAUGUGAUAUAUCUACACGAGAAGGAUCAGGUGGCCGACUGUCAUCUCCUUUAAAUCCCACGGCGGCCUAACGUGAGCGCCGCAAUCACUCUGCCAUGACCAUCAUCAAAACGAAGCGCGCAUCGGCGGCGGAGAGGCCGCAGCGGCGCAGGAGCGGCCUGAAGGCGCCGCCGGCGGCGGUCACCGUGCGGGCCGGCCGGCGCGCGCCGGCGGCCGGCCGCGCCGCCGCCGCCGGCACCGCCGCCGCGCAGGCCUCCAAUGUGCGCGUGGUGGUGCGCGUGCGGCCCGAGAACGAGCGAGAGAGCCAGGGCGGCUACCGGCUAGUGGUGCGUCCACUGGACGACCACAUGCUCAUCUUCGACCCGCGCCAGCAGGACGAGGACUUCUACUUCCAGGGCGUGCGCCAGCGGCAGCGCGACCUCAACAAGCGUGCCAGCAAGGACAUGCAGUACAUGUUCGACCGCGUGUUCCACCCGCACCACAGCAACCAGCAGCUGUUCGAGGCCACCACCAAAGACGUCAUCGACACUGUCAUCGACGGCUUCAACUGCUCCGUGUUCGCCUACGGCUCGACGGGCGCCGGGAAGACGCACACGAUGCUGGGCACCAGCUCGGAGCCGGGCAUCAUCUUCCUGACGGUGAUGGAGCUGUACUCGCGGAUCGCGGCCAUGGCCGACACGCGCUGUCAGGUGGCCGUCUCCUACGUGGAGGUGUACAACGAGACGGUGACGGACCUGCUGCAGCCGAGCGGGCCGCUGGACGUGCGUGAGGACGGACAGCGCGCCGUCGUCAUCGCCGGCCUGUCGCAGCAGACGCCCGACGGGCCCGAGCACCUGAUGGCCAUCCUGGCGGCCGGCAACCAGAGGCGCACGCAGCACCCCACCGACAUGAACGCCGAGAGCUCGCGGUCGCACGCCGUCUUCCAGGUGACGCUGCGCCAGUCUGACGGCACGGCCGGCCUCUCGCAGGACGUGCGCGUCUCCAAACUGUCCCUGAUCGACCUGGCCGGAUCUGAGCGUGGCUCGGCCACCGGACACAAGGGCGCCCGGUUCCGCGAGGGCGCCAACAUCAACCGCUCGCUGCUGGCGCUUGGCAGCUGCAUCAACGCGCUGGCCGACGGUAAGAAGUUCGUGCCGUACCGCGACUCCAAGCUGACCCGGCUGUUGAAGGACUCGAUCGGCGGCAACUGCAAGACGGUGAUGAUCGCCAACGUGACGCCGUCGGCGGCCAGCUUCGAGGACACGCACAACACGCUCAAGUACGCCGACCGCGCCAAGGCCAUCAAGACCAGGCUGCAGCGGAACGUGGUGUCGGUGGACAUGCACGUGGCCCAGUACGCCAAGGUGGUGGACGAGCUGCGCCAGGAGGUGUCCGAGCUGCGCGCCCAGCUGGCCGAGCGGCCGGCCGCCGCCCCGACGGCGCCGCCGCAGGCCGAGGCGGGCCGCGCGCCGGCCGGCCCCGCUACCGACCAGCUGGUCGACCAGCUGGAGAAGGAGCGCCAGCUGGACGAGUGUCGUUCCUCACUCUCAGUGGCUGUAGCAGUGUCUGACGGCGGCCUGUCCGCUGGUGUCUGUCCGCCGGUGUCUGACGGCUCUUGCCAGCUGGACGAGUGUCGUUCCUCACUCUCAGUGGCUGUAGCAGUGUCUGACGGCGGCCUGUCCGCUGGUGUCUGUCCGCCGGUGUCUGACGGCGGCCUGUCCGGUGGUGUCUCUCCGGUGGUGUCUGACGGCUCUCGCCAGCUGGACGAGUGUCGUCCCUCACUCUCGCGCCAGCUGGACGAGUGCCGCGUGCACGCCGCCCACCUGGAGACCUUCUCGCGCCUGCUGCAGCUCGAGCUGGCCAGCUCGGACCAUCUGCUGGCCCAGCUGAUCGGCGCCGUCCGCGAACAGCACCGCGUGCUCACCUACAUGAAGUUCGUGACGCCCGAACUGGAGGCCCAGUACAAGGAGGUGGUGGGCCUGGUGGAGGGCCAGAAGGAAGUGUGCUGGGCGGACCAGCAGCAGCCGGCCGCCGACAGUCCGGGCCAGCCCAGCUACGACGUGACGGCGCUGCUGCGACUGGCAGACACCACCUACCGGCCGGCCGAGCCGCUGCGGCAGGCCACCGGCGGCCUGCUGCUCAGCGCGCCCGCGCCCGCCCCCGCGCAGCCGGCCACCGGCCGCUGGACGCCGUGCCGGCCGCGGCACCAUCGGCCCGGCAGCCCCGUGUUCUUCGACGCGGAGCCCGGCCCGGAGACGCCGCGGCCGGGCGGCCCACCGGGGGCGGACGCAGUGGCCGAGACAGAGACCAGCCCGGGCCCGGUGCAGGCGGACAGGGACCUGGCUGAGGAGGCCGUCACAGUGCCCUCGCCGCGCGAGCCGGGCCCGCACCGGGCCCAGUCUCCUGCCGCAGAGCCGGCCGCACCGCGGACGGACGCUACGGUGUCAAUCACACCGCAAGGAGGCACUGCAAGGCCGGCCGCACCGCAGACAGAGACUGCAAGGCCGGCGACACCGCAAACAGAGACUGCAAGGCCGGUCACACCGCGGACAGACACUGCAGAGCCGGCGACACCGCAAACAGAGACUGUAGAGCCGGCCACACCGCGGACAGAGACUGCGAGACCGGCGACACCGCAAACAGAGACUAUAGAGCCGGCGACACCGCCGACAGACACUGCAGGGCUGGUCACACCGCGGACAGACACCAUAGAACCGGCCACGCGGCAGGUGAGCAGCGGCGAGUCGGAGCGGCCGGACACGCUGCCGGCCGGCCGGCGCCACAGUGCCGCCGGGGACGGUCCCCGGGUGCCGGCCGGGCGCGCUGACAGUCCGCCGGCGUCCCCCGGCAGUCCCGCCGCGGCCGGCGGCACGCCGGCCACCGAGCCGAGACGGCCGGAGGCGGGCGCGCGCCACUCCGUCUCACCCAAUCUGAACACCACCAUCACCAUGUCGCCCUCCGAGAGCAGACUGGCGUCACCGAACGUGGACCUGGGCGCCACCGUCACCGGCCCGGCGCCGCCGGCCUCGCGGAAGGCGCCGUCGCCCGACCUGAACGCCACAGUCACCGUGUCGACGACACAGGGCCGCAAGUCGGCCUCGCCCGACCUGAACACGACGGUGACGGUGGCGGCGCCGGCGGCCGGACGUCGCCGCUCGCCACCCGCGGUCGGCCCCCCGCCGGCGGCCGGACGUCGCCGCUCGCCGCCGGCAGUCGACCUGAACGCCACGCGCACCCUGUCGCCGGUUGCGCCGGGCAGAGGCGGUCUGCCGGCGUUCGACAGCUGCAGCCCCAUCCGGCCGGAGCCGGCCGACCGGAUCCUGCGCCGCACCCGGACGCCGCUGAAGACGCGGCCGUCCGCCGCGCCGCCGCCCAGCAUGGACUCGACGUUCACGAUGGAGGCGGCGCCGUUUCGUGUGCCGCUGGCGGCGUCGGCGGACGGCGGUGGUGGUGCGCCUGCUGGUGGCAGCGGCCAGCGAGCUGUGGCUGGCAAAGGUGCCCUGAGAGGCUCCGCCUCCAGCACCCACCUCGGCGUCCAGAGGACCGGUCUGAGCCGGUCGGCGUCGGCCGCGCACCUCUCGCAGACGGGCCGCGUCGGCAGCGGCUCGCGGUCGACAGCCGGCGCGCCCGGCUCGUCCGCCCGGCGCGGCUUCGAGGCGUCAGCGCGGCUGGCGACCACGGCGCCCAACCCCAGCCGCCUGUCGCUCUCGGCGCAAAAGGCGCGCAGCACGUCCCGCCUGCACACCAGCGCCUCUGGCGGCCGAGACGAGAACCAGCAGCCCGACAGGCCUGCGUGGGGUCGGACGGCGCCGCCAGCCGUCGGGGCGGAUAAGGCCGCCGGCCGGCACGGCCUCAUCUCCUCGGUGGGCAAGUUCGGCCUGGGCAGGAGCAGGACGGGCGCCAAGGACCGGCCGGCCGGCGUCCUCAAACCGGCCAACCAGUGA